UUUUCCUCAAGGGUGCAACUCCAAACCCAUAGCUACUGAGACUAUAUUGCACCACCACCUUCUCUCAAUGACUUCCAUUCCAUAAACUGACUUAUUUUUCUUUAGUUGUUGCUUACAGGAAAGAAAAAUGGGGGAUAUCAGAUUGUUACCAAUCUUUAUGCUGUUAAUCAUGACGAUUUGUGGCGGAGCAGCCACCCCAGCGCCACCUCCGGUGACUGAUGCAACCCUUCAGCAAGUCGCUGCUUCUCUGAAAAUGUAUGUUGAUGAGCUCCCACGAAUUCCUAAGCUUUAUGGUUAUUCAAUGCAGAAUGGCUUAUCAGCUCCUGGAUAUCUCACCAUAGGCAUGUUCCAGAAGAAAUGGAAAUUCCACCGUGAUUUACCUCAAACCAGAGUCUUCGCAUAUGGUACAUCGACAGAGGAGGCCACCAUACCUGGACCAGUAAUCGAGGCCAUGAAAAAUGUAUCAACAUCAGUGACAUGGGAGAAUCACCUUCCUCAAAACCACAUCUUCUCAUGGGACCCAACCAUCACCACUGCUAUCCCUAAGCAUGGUGGAGUUCCAACAGUUGUCCAUCUCCAUGGUGGCAUCCACCCACCACAAGAUGAUGGCAACCCACUUGCCUGGUUCACCUCCAAUUUCAAAGACACCGGAUCUUCCUGGACCCAAGCAACCUACACAUACCCAAACGUCCAAGCCGCUGGUGACCUAUGGUACCAUGAUCAUGCACUUGGGUUAACACGUGUCAACCUUUUAGCAGGUCUGAUUGGCCCUUAUGUCAUCCGUGAUCCAAAAGUAGAAAACCCUUUGAACCUCCCAUCUGGUUCAGAGUUUGAUCAGCAUCUAAUGAUCAUUGACAGAAGCUUCUUCAAGAAUGGUUCCAUUUACAUUAACUCAACUGGUGAUAACCCUUCCAUUCACCCACAGUGGCAACCAGAAUACUUUGGUGAUGCCAUUAUAGUUAAUGGUAAAGCUUGGCCAUAUCUUAAGGUCCAAAGAAGGAAGUAUCGUUUUAGGAUCAUAAAUGCCUCCAAUGCACGAUAUUUUAACUUCUCAUUAUCCAAUGGUCUCCCAUUCAACCAAAUAGGAUCUGAUGCUUCCUACCUCAACUCCCCAGUCCAGACUCAGUGUAUACUCUUAGCCCCAGCUGAGAUAGCCGAUGUAGUGAUAGACUUCUCAUCUUCUAAAACCAAUCAGACUAUCUUAACCAAUAGUGCACCUUACCCAUACCCAUCAGGAAGCCCAGCAAACCAGUUGAAUGGAAAUGUCAUGAAGUUUGUCAUUGCCUCCGGUAAUCCAACCUCUCCCGAUAACUCUAAGAUUCCGGCGAGGCUCGUGAAUUAUACGGCGGCGACGACAGAAGGUGCGGUGGAGACGAGGUAUAUUGUGUUGUAUGAGUAUGAUAGUGCUACUGGGAACCCAACCCAUCUCUAUAUCAAUGGGAAGAGCUUCUCUGAUCCGGUGACAGAGACCCCAAAAGUUGGUACAACGGAGGUGUGGGAGGUGAUCAACCUUACUCCAGAUAAUCACCCAUUGCAUAUACACUUGGCCACCUUUCAGGCAAUCAAGGUUCAAGAGAUUGUAAAUCUCACUACGUUCACCGACUGCAUGACAGCAAAGAAUGAUGCAAUUGCAUGCAAUGUGACAGAUUAUGCAACUGGGCAAGUUCUAACCAUACCAGAUUAUGAGAAGACAUGGAAGAAUGUAGUCAAGAUAGUGCCUGGAUAUCAAACUACUGUGGUAGUCAAAUUUAAUUUGGUGGGGACGAGUACAACAUAUCCAUUCAAUGCGACUGCUGCACCUGGUUAUGUCUACCAUUGUCAUAUUUUGGACCAUGAAGAUAAUGAGAUGAUACGACCAUUGAAGAUGACUCUUUGAAAAGAAGAAAGGAAGCCAAACUUAAGUUACUAAUAAGCUAUAGAACCUUCUCUUCCUCUAAACUCAUGUAGUCUGUAGUUCUCUAAAAUUUUGGAUUCAUUGUUAUGGUAGAAAUCUUCAAAUAUUGUAAUACAGUCAACAAAACUACAUCAAAUAAUGUUUUCAUAGAUGUUUCUGUUAUAUUAUUGAUAAAUAAAGGAUAUAAUUUUAGAU
Molecule: messenger RNA, 2089 nt
Organism: Macadamia integrifolia
Lineage: Eukaryota; Viridiplantae; Streptophyta; Magnoliopsida; Proteales; Proteaceae
Product: multicopper oxidase LPR1 homolog 1-like
Exons: 3
Coding region: 128-1876 (582 amino acids)
Molecular function (GO): copper ion binding; oxidoreductase activity
Source: RefSeq, a predicted model, not a curated record